This is a messenger RNA of Hemiscyllium ocellatum (epaulette shark), 990 nucleotides long. RefSeq names its product electron transfer flavoprotein regulatory factor 1-like. Gene Ontology annotation, biological process: respiratory electron transport chain. Bases 154 to 414 code for a protein of 86 amino acids. NCBI's taxonomy places the organism in Eukaryota, Metazoa, Chordata, Chondrichthyes, Orectolobiformes, Hemiscylliidae. The record is from RefSeq and is a predicted model, not a curated record. Gene Ontology annotation, cellular component: mitochondrion. The transcript has 3 exons.
CGGGGGUCCUGAUCGUGAUCGGGGCUCGCUCACCGGCGGUAACGGGGGCGGGGAGGAGAGAGAGAGUCGGUGUGAAGGUUGUCCUGGCGGGUAGUGAGCUGGGGCUGAACCCCAAGAGAGUGAAAAGCUGGAUGGAAAAGCUUCUGUUUGAACAUGGCAAAUCCUUUACGAAGUGAAGUAAUAAAACUGUAUAAAAAAUUGCUGUACCUUGGCAAAGAAUAUCCAAAAGGAGAAGACUACUUCAGAGAUCGUCUUAAGGCAGCUUUCAUUAAAAAUAAAGAUGUUACAGAUCCUGAGCAAAUCAAGGCAUUAAUAGCUCGAGGAGAAUUUGUGAUAAAGGAACUGGAGGCAUUGUAUUACCUUAGGAAAUACAGAGCUAUGAAACAACGUUAUUAUGAAGAGAAGAAUGAAUGAUCUUUUGAUGAGGCAACUUUAACACCUCAAUUUAAAGAUAUGCAGUGUAUUUGUAUACAAGUACAUCUCUGGGAUUCAGCCAAAUUCUCUGCAUCUAUUUGCUUGUCUCAAUGCGGUGUUUAAAAUUGGUUAGUUAAGAAUGGUACUUUUAAGAAGCCAUUGCUAUAACGUUCAAAAUUCAAACAUUUUUGGAAUACAAGUACUAAUGCUGCUCAGUAUUCAGAUCUUGCUAUGUUAGCAUUAUCUGCAUGCAACCUGAUCAUAGAUACACCUGUCAAUCAAAACUAAUUUAAUAAUGUUGGCCUUUGAUCAAGACUAUUGCUGUCUAAUUGUGCCAUGAUCAAAAAUACAGCUCUCAUUUUAAAGGUAAAUGACUUUUAAAGUCUGAUUAAAUGAACACUUAAUUACAAUGCAAAUACUAACCAAUCACCAUACAACAGUUGCAGUUUUAAGCAACUGGAAUAUGUAUUGUAAGUGAUAAUAAAACACUGGUGCGAAGAAGCUUGCGGUUGAUAUAGGAAGUGCGUGUUUUAUUUUACCUCGAGUGUUUGUAACAAGCUUGAUACACAUAUCAAA